Molecule: messenger RNA, 2100 nt
Organism: Syngnathoides biaculeatus (alligator pipefish)
Lineage: Eukaryota; Metazoa; Chordata; Actinopteri; Syngnathiformes; Syngnathidae
Product: protein C19orf12 homolog
Exons: 4
Coding region: 817-1242 (141 amino acids)
Source: RefSeq, a predicted model, not a curated record
GGAACUUGUUUUGAUCAAAUGUAUACUCAAAGUGGUCAUUCAUAUUUUGUUAGAAGUAGUAAUUAGCAAAUUACGGCAUGAAUUUCAUUCAUUCAUUUCCUUUAGUAGGCACGUCGACCUUCCCAACAUGGCCGCCACGCGUAUCUCGUCUUUGUUUUUUGGCCCCAACGUCUCGCGUGCUCGUGCAGAAAGUUUCACUUUUUGUCUUUUUUACUGUUUUGAUUGAAAAAUGGACAUUAAUGUUGAUUAUUCAUAGUAGUCUUAUUAGAUUAUUAUUUUUUUUGGAAACCGACAAAUCGUUCUGGCCGAGAUCUUUUACGUCAUCAAUCGCCGAAAAUAAAAUUAGGUCGCGUGUCCUCAAAAAAACGUGACGAUGGCACACUCAUUCUAGUCUUUAGAACCGUUUUUGGUGAAAAUGUGUCAUAAAUGGUCAGUGGUCAAAUGGUUGUUAUAGUUAGUGUAUUUUCCUUAAAUUAAACAAUUUUACUUUCGUUUUGGGUGGGACGUUACGUUCUUAUCUCAACUGUCGGCUCUUCGACCGUAGUCCGGAAGUCGUUCACAGGAGUCCAACGACGCGGACAAACUUUGGAAUUCUGACAACGCGAGUACCGGAAGGAGUCACUGACUUUGGCGCAGGCAGCGUGGGAUCGAUUCCCGCUCAGUGACGGUGUCGAUCUGUGCCCUGCAACUGACCGGCGACCAGUUCAGGGCGUAGUCCGCCUUUCGACCCGAGAGAGACUUCUGCACGACCGUGACCCUUUAUCGCGCAACCCUAACAACAGACGCGUUUCCCAAAGUCCAUUCCACGUUAGCAAGAUGGCGCCCAGGGUGGACGACAUCAUGCGUCUGUGCCGCGACAUCUCGGCCCACGAGCACAUCAGGGUGGCGGUCAAAAGCUCGGCCAAGGGCGCCAUGAUGGCGGGCGGCAGCGCCUUCGUCGGAGGCCUGUUGGGCGGCCCGGCCGGCGUCGCUGUCGGGGGCGUCAUGGGCAGCAUGCUGGCCGGUUGGCUGUCCAGCGGUCAGUUCCGUCCCCUCCCUCAGAUCCUGGCCGAGCUCCCGCCGGCGCAGCAGCGCAAACUGUACGAGGACGUGAGCGCGGUCCUGCGGGGUCUGGACUGGACGGACGCGGCCCAGCUGGUGGCCUUGGUGAUGGGCAACGCCACGUUGCAGCAGCAGGUGGUCGCCGCCCUGCUCAACUACGUCACCAAGGAGCUCCGAGCCGAGGUGCGCUACAGAGACUGACCCUUCCCGACCGCAACUCGGAGCAAAUUGCAACGAUUUUGUGGAAAGCGGCCUCGAGUUUUGAUGGAUCUUUUCACUUUUGAAUAAUCUCUGCUUGUUUAUGUGUACAGUAUGUCAAUUUAAGAAAACAUUUGGAUUACUAUAGCUAUUAUCUAUGAAUGUGUUUUAAGGUAACACGUGGGUGUCUGGGAUGGAUUCAUUGGCUUCACAUUGUUUCCGAUGGGAACUAUUGCUUUGGCUUUUUUUUUUGCGCAAUUUGGUUUUAGGAACUUUCAGGAACGGAUAAAUCACCGAAACCACAAUGUAUGCAAGGUAAUCUUGCCACACCAGGAAAAAAAACAAGAUAAAUAUCUUGUUUUAACGUAAUCAGUUUUCUUUUUAACAUGAUUAGUCAUCACAAAUAAACAAAAGUUGGACUUUGGCAUUUAGCUAAACAAAAAGCGAAUCGCUUCCAGUUCAGGUCGGGUCAUUGCCGGAGACCUUUAAACGUACAAUUUCUUCUUUUUUCAUCUUUUUUUAAAGUAUUAUACAAGAGCAGCAUUGUUACGGAGCUAGUAGCUAAUUUACAAGAUUUUGAAAAGAAAAAAAAAAAAAAAAUCUGUACCUUCAUAGUACUGCACCAAAACAAAUUCAGUUUUUGUUUUCCAAUAUGGAAGUCAUGCUCAUCACAUUGUAUCAUUCAUUAAAGUGUCAGGGUUUAAAAAAAAAAAAAUAAUCUAAUGAUGCGAAACAUUACAUAAACAUAAGAAAUGUUUCACAUUUGAACAUGAACUUUACUACAUCCACUCAUGUUAUAGCGUGAUACUGAAUUUAGCAUGUUAAAACGUGAAAUUAAUCACAUUUCAACAUGCAAUUUAU